AUGGAGAGUGCGGACUAUGAGAGUGGUUCUACUCCCGGAUCGCGUAGGCUCACUAGGGUGACUAGUGGGUCUAAUAUUGUUUCUAAUGCACGAAUUAAUGUUUCGAAAAUUAAUGCACUUAGAGUCUCGGUUGAUAGAAAUAGUGACGUUAUUUCUAAGCUGUUACUGUCCAGCAAGGAGACUGUUGAAAAGAGAUCCUUGAUUGAGUCGGCUUUUAGGGCGUGCAGAGAGGCAUUUAUCGAGGUAUCAACGGUGCUUGCUCAUAUUCUGGAGGAGAGGCCUGUGGACCACCCUACUCUGGAUGAUAUUAGAGGUGUUGUCACGGAAGUGCUUGAGGAUGGACUGGGUGCGGCAUGUCGAGGGCGAGCGGGAUUGGAUCCAUGCGGAGCCCGAGGGGUGUCUGACUCUCAGCCAUCUUAUGCUUCUGUUGCUGGCAGGAGCACGAUUCGGGUUUCUGGUGGUCCUACAGUGAGUGUGCCACCUUCUACGUCUUUUCUUAUUGUACCUAAGGAAGGUGUCAAAAAAUAUGAGUCCUCGCAGGCUACCAAAGAAGCGUUGAGCAAGGUAUUUAAGCCUUCCGACUGUGCAUUAAAAAUCAAUCGAGUGUCCUUUGCUAACAAAAAUGGAGUGAAAAUUGACGCACUGUCUCCAAACAUUGACGCUAUCAAGACACAUCCAGGUCUAGCCAGGGCAGGAUUGGAAGUUGUUGAGAGCACGAAAAUGAAUCCAAGGCUCAUCAUUCAUAAUGUACCCAUUGACAUGACAUCUGACGAAAUCUUGGACGAAAUUGCUGCUCAAAACCUGGAAAACUUUGAUAAGGCAGACUUGAAGGUGAUCUAUUUAUUUCCUGCUAAGGCUGACAAACGCACUACGAGCUGUGUCCUGGAGGUUUCACCUAUGAUAAGAAACAUGUUGUUAAAUCGAGGUCGUAUUUAUCUGAGAUACUCUGCCUGCAGAUUUGCCGAUUAUGUGAGAGUCUUGCAGUGUUACAACUGCCUUGCGUUCGGACAUUUAGCCAAGAAUUGCGGAUUGAAAACGACCUGUGGAUAUUGUGGAGGCGAACAUCAGAUGAGAGAUUGUGAUAGGAGGGUAACUCUAAAAUGCGGCAACUGCUUGCGGAGUAAACAAUUUUCGACUGGAGACCUGGGUCAUGCAGCUACAGAUGCAAAGAAGUGUCCAAUUCUGAGCAGAAAAAUUUCCAGCAGGAUAUCUAGCAUCAACUAUGGAUAA
Messenger RNA from Pseudomyrmex gracilis, 1230 nucleotides. RefSeq lists its product as uncharacterized. The coding region runs from base 1 to 1230 and encodes 409 amino acids. The record is from RefSeq and is a predicted model, not a curated record. The transcript has a single exon. NCBI's taxonomy places the organism in Eukaryota, Metazoa, Arthropoda, Insecta, Hymenoptera, Formicidae. Gene Ontology annotation, molecular function: zinc ion binding; nucleic acid binding.